AUGUCUACCUUUGAACAGUUUAAUCCAGAUUUUUACCAAUCAAAUUAUGAUAUUAAUGACCAACAACAAACCAUGUAUGACUAUGGAGGGAGCAGCAAUCCAGAUUCAAGUAUAAAAACGGGCAAAAAAGACUGUUUAGCUGACAGUCAAGCAUCACUCAAUUGUGAAUUUGAGGAUGGUCAUCCACGGCCCAAAGUAUUUGUUCCUCCAGAAAUGACACAAUCUUCACAGCUCUAUGCAGGACAUAUCUUACAGCCCCAGGAGAUUUACACUCCCUUUAGCCCAUCUUCUGAAAUAUAUGGUGACAUUGAUGAUGAAGCAUCACUUUUAGAAGAAAUUGGGAUCAACUUUGACCACAUCUGGCAGAAAACAUUAACAGUUCUGAAUCCGAUGAAACCAGCAGAUGGCAGCAUUAUGAAUGAGACUGAUCUGACAGGACCAAUAGUUUUCUGUUUGGCAUUUGGAGCCACAUUGUUGCUGGCGGGUAAGGUACAAUUUGGAUACAUUUAUGGAAUCAGUGUUUUGGGAUGUUUGGCGAUGCAUGCACUGCUGAACCUGAUGAGUGUUACAGGGGUCUCAUAUGGCUGUGUGGCCAGUGUCCUGGGCUAUUGUCUCCUACCAAUGAUCAUUCUCUCUGGCUGUGCAGUCCUCUUUUCACUCCAGGGAGUGAUUGGAAUCCCGCUCGCUUUGAUUGUCAUUGGAUGGUGCAGUCUAUCAGCCUCAAAAAUGUUUAUCUCUACAUUGGCAAUGGAAGGACAACAGCUUCUUGUCGCCUACCCUUGUGCCUUACUGUAUGGGAUCUUUGCACUUCUGACAGUUUUCUAA
This is a messenger RNA of Carcharodon carcharias (great white shark), 825 nucleotides long. RefSeq names its product protein YIPF5-like. The coding region runs from base 1 to 825 and encodes 274 amino acids. Lineage: Eukaryota; Metazoa; Chordata; Chondrichthyes; Lamniformes; Lamnidae. The transcript is spliced from 6 exons. The record is from RefSeq and is a predicted model, not a curated record. Gene Ontology annotation, cellular component: membrane; trans-Golgi network. Gene Ontology annotation, biological process: endoplasmic reticulum to Golgi vesicle-mediated transport; vesicle fusion with Golgi apparatus.